GUUUUAUCGACUCCCGUAAUUUUCCCGAGUUUAUUUGAAUAUUUUUACAUUUUAAUCAUGGAAAUUGCACUCAAAUUCAUGGGCCCUAACGUGACCGAAACUAUGCAUCGUAUCAAUGAGAACGGUAACGUUGUUGGAACAAUCAUAGUUAACGUGGAAGGGUUCCCGGAGACGACGACUCUGGAUAGCUUGACGGCAGCCACAUACUCAACACACAUGAGGAACCUGUCCCAUCAUGCUAGUAAUGCUCUCAAAGAAAUUGAUAUUUUGGAUGAGCUGUUGGUACUACGUCUGGUCUCCAAGAAGACCGAAGCCGUAGUAGCUCCGGACAAGGAAUUCCAUCUCAUUGUAGUUAUGAGAAAAUAAUAUGUUACAGGUAGGUAUGGAAGAAAUUGAUUGGGUAACGAGUACUAAGCGUUGUAUGCUUGCUCUCUUGUAAGAACUAUUUUGAAGGUGUCGAAGAUAGAAUAAUAAAUUUUA
Molecule: messenger RNA, 480 nt
Organism: Hyposmocoma kahamanoa
Lineage: Eukaryota; Metazoa; Arthropoda; Insecta; Lepidoptera; Cosmopterigidae
Product: dynein light chain roadblock-type 2-like
Exons: 4
Coding region: 58-366 (102 amino acids)
Biological process (GO): microtubule-based movement
Cellular component (GO): cytoplasm; cytoplasmic dynein complex
Molecular function (GO): dynein intermediate chain binding
Source: RefSeq, a predicted model, not a curated record